Hippocampus comes (tiger tail seahorse) is the source of this 4306-nucleotide messenger RNA. RefSeq names its product ataxin 2-like (gene atxn2l). Gene Ontology annotation, cellular component: cytoplasmic stress granule. Bases 604 to 3729 code for a protein of 1041 amino acids. The record is from RefSeq and is a predicted model, not a curated record. Gene Ontology annotation, biological process: cytoplasmic stress granule assembly. Lineage: Eukaryota; Metazoa; Chordata; Actinopteri; Syngnathiformes; Syngnathidae. The transcript is spliced from 23 exons. Gene Ontology annotation, molecular function: mRNA binding.
UGUUUCCCAGUUAACCGCGCGCGGAUCGAGUCAAGUGAACCUACCGAGAGGUGGUGCUGACUGACCGCUGCAAGGUUUCUCGACUAAACCUAAAUUAUUUCACUUUCGGAAGCGACUGACAAGCAACGUAAAGUCUUUGUUUGGAAAAAAUUGGAAGGUUUCGCCUGUGCCGGAGUCAAGGUGACGCGGUUAAAUGAAAGAAAGUAAAACGCGGAGUGAAAGCGCCUGACUGCAGCUUGAGGAUCAAAGCUAAUGCUAAGCCACAUAGCCGUUGCUACAUAAUUACACGAAAACUCGUGUCAGUUGAGCCGUCGUUUGCUUUGUCAUAACCGCUGAUAUCACAAAGUAGAUGUGCGGAGAAGCAUUUUGAGGGCGCACGCCACAUUUGGUUGGAACAGCGGUGGUUGGGGAGGGUUGCUUGAACAUUUUAGGCCACAAGCGACUGGUAUUCACUUAGCAAGAUUAGCUACGAUAGCCCGUAUUGCCGAAGUGACACCGGCUCAACUGCUAAAGAUAGUUUAUAAGCGAAGCUAUUUCGUAUCGGACGGUUUAGUGUUGAUUACUUUCGAUACUUUUGGGUCCGAACCCCCGUGUUUAUUCGCCAUGCUGAAACAACAGCAGCCCAACUCCGGUGGGAGAAAAGCAUCAAAUGGUACCACGGGCCCCGCCGGUAUGUCUUCUCCAGUCAGUGGCGGCAACCGGACGCCGGCCGGGAGGAAUCGAACUACUGCGAAACCGUCAUUCCAGUCUUCUCCCGUUUUUGAGGGUGUGUACAACAAUGCUCGAAUGCUUCAUUUCCUCACAGCUGUUGUGGGUUCCACUUGUGAUAUAAGGGUGAAGAAUGGGAGUGUGUUUGAAGGCAUCUUCAAGACGCUCAGUUCCCGGUGUGAAUUGGCCGUGGACGCCGUGCACAAAAGAGGGGAGGAGGGCUCGACUUUGGCUCCGCCGCGGCGGGAAGACAUCACCGACACCAUGAUUUUCAGCCCUUCGGAUCUGGUUACGAUGAUAUGCAGGGACGUAGACCUCAACUAUGCCACCAGAGAUACCUUCACCGACACAGCCAUCAGCUCCACGCGGGUCAACGGCGAACACAAAGAGAAAGUGUUGCAGAGGUGGGAAGGAGGAGACAGCAACGGGGAGAGUUAUAAUCUGGAUGCGGAUACAUCCAACGGCUGGGAUGCCAACGAGAUGUUCCGCUACAAUGAAGUGAAAUAUGGAGUCACAUCAACGUAUGAUUCCAGCCUCUCUAUGUAUACCGUGCCGCUGGAGAGGGGUACCUCCGAAGUGUACCGACAGCGGGAGGCCCGCGCCGCUCGCCUGGCCAACGAGAUCGAGUCCAGCCCCCAAUACCGCCACCGCGCCGGCCUGGAGAACGACGAGGGUAAAAGUGAGGAGGACAAAUACAGUGCUGUGGUGCGCGACAGCACCGAUCGGGACAGGAGCCACGAGAGCCCCCGCGAACGUGAAAGGGGUCGAGACAGCCCCGGGGCCAGGGAGGGCAAGUACAUUCCUUUGCCUCAGCGGCAAAGGGAGAUGAACCGGGAUCGAGCCGAGAGAGGCCCCGGCGGUCCUCCGCCCCACAGUCGUCUGAGUGGGGGUUAUCGCUCCACUCCUCCAUCCUCCUCGUCCCCCAGAGCCCCGCUGCCUUCGACGGGCGGUCCCCAAACUGGUGUCUCCCCAUCAGAGCGAAGCAGCCCCCUAUCGGGCCGAGGCGGGGCCUACGUUGCCCACCACCCGCAAGGAAGCCCCAGCCCAGGUCCCGGCUCUGCUCCCGGCAGUCCGUAUACACCCGCCUCUCCUGGGGCCGCGCCCAGCUCGGCAGGCUCCCUCUCUGCCACCCCUUCCCCGACUAGCCCACCUGCCCCCCAUGGACACUCAGUCCCACAUUCCCACUCCCUACCACACUCCCUGUCAGAGGCCGGUAGACCUGUUAAUGGAGUUGCUGCCAGGACUUCUCCCAAAGCUCAAAGACCUCCACAGUCGAGCAGAACAGUCCGCACUCCAAACACACACGCUCAGUCUACUGCCACUCGUUCACCGAAAUCGGGCUCUUCCCAGGACACCCCUUACUUGGACACGUCGUCCAUCUCCUUGCCUGCUCAGAAGACGUCGGGCCCCGCCCCUCUGUUCCCCGUGGACGUGAAUGAAAUCCUAUCUGCCGCUGCAAAAGAACGCUUGGCCGAGAGCCCCGGCGGCACGGAGGACAGCAAGAGCAGCAAAGCUCCUUCAGUUCAACAAAGGUCACAAAUUGAGGAGCUACGGAAGUUCGGCAAGGAAUUUAGGCUCCAGCCGAGUGGAGGCAGCUCCGGCUCACCCAGCUCUCCCGCUGCAGCGACUCCUCCUGUGGUCGGCGAUGUCGCCCAGGCCGGCGCCGCCAAACCUACGCCGCCGGCAGACCCUCACGCCGCCGCCGAACCCAAACCGCAGCCCGCUGCCCCCAGCCCAUCCCAUCCUCAGCCGUCGGGGCUCCCGUCCGAUGAACCCAAGGAAGCCAGCACGCCGGGUGGCCCCAACUCGGUUGCCGCGGGAGCCGUUUUGGACAGACAUUCGCCGGCUGCCCCUCAACCGGCCAGGGCCCCGGGAAGUGAGGACGGCAUGUCGGAGCGCACGGAGGGUGUAGCAGACCAAGUGAAGAAAUCCACCUUAAACCCCAACGCUAAAGAAUUCAAUCCAAUCAAACCUCAGAUGCCUAUGACAAAACCCAACACGGCCCCCACCCCGCCUCGACCCACUCCUCCGAGCCCCGUGGUCAUUCAGCACCCAGGCGGCCAGGGUCCACUUUACAAUGCCCCCUACCUAUCCUAUGUGUCGCAGAUUCACUCUGUACAGACCCCACAGAUGUACCAGUACACCAUGUCUGCAGUCAGCCAGGGAAAGUACCCCAGGACCAAAGGCUCUGUAGUGGCACCGCGCUCAGACCAUGGUGCCUCGGCGCCCCCCAUGCUGCAAGCGGCAGCAACAGCCGCCGGCGCCCCCUUGGUUGCGUCCCCUUACCCUCAGUCCUACCUUCAGUACAACCCGCAGCAGUAUGGCCAGCAGCAGGUCAUCCAGGCCAUGUCACCCUACCCAGGACAGCCCAUGUAUUCCAUGCUGCAAGGGGGGGCUCGGAUGAUAGGGCAAGGCGGGGCUCCCCACCCGCAAGCCCUUGGACCUCCAGGAGGCCCACAGUUCCAGACACAGGGGGAUGGGCCACAGGGACCUCAGCAGGGCAUCUAUGCUCCCCAGUCCUUCUCCCACCACACAGGGGCCGUACAUCAACCGCAGCCAUCCAGUACCCCAACAGGCAACCAGCCCCCACCCCAGCAUCCUGCGCCCAGCCCCGGACAGAACACCCAAUCCGGCCCACAGCCCCAGUCCUUGUACCACUCAGGUCCACUGUCCGCACCCACCCCGCCCAACAUGCCGCCUGGCCACACGUCCCCGCAGGGCUCCUACCCCAUUCAGGGCUACAGCAUCCACGGCCACCAGGGCAUUCCACCCACGUAUCCCCUGGGCCAGUUGGCGCAGGCCCAUGUACAAGGAGCCAUGUCAGGCCCCCACCAUUCGGGGAGCCAUGGUCAGCCCCAAUUAGUGAUGCUGCAGCCUCCCCCGCAACAGGGGCCCGGCUCGGUGCCCCAGCACCCGCAGCACGGACCGCAGCAAGGGACACACCAACACUUUUACAUCGGGCAUCCGCAAGCAAUGCAGGUUCAGACACACCCGGCCUCCUUCCAUCCACCCGGAAACUAAACUUCUCUCUUCAAAAAAUGUUCCCGGGAUUGAGCGCCGCCGUCCCCGCAGCCCGCCUGACGACGGUUCGACUGAACGUCCCAAAACGAGACUGACAGCAAAGCGCAGCGGCGGGGAAGGACAUAGCCUCAUAGCACCUUCUUGUUUUACUUCUUCUUCUGCUGCUGCUGUUAUUGUUCAUUGGCCCCAGAAGUGAAGGAGUGUUUUCUUUUUUCGUUUUUAAUGCAAACGGAUGAAGAUGGCAAGACGACGAGCACGACGGCGAACCUGCGUGCAAAUCCAGUGCUCCUCUUCAACUUCUUCCCUUUGUUCAGAGGCAGGAGGCACCUUGCUCACUUGGACCAGUCAGAGGACAAAGGGUUUCAUCUUCCAGCAAAGUGUUUUUGGCCUGGUCGGGUGUGUUGGCUUUUUGACACACACACGCACAUGUUCAGGAUGAAUACUUACUGCAUGACACGGGGCAUUUGAAGAGAGGAUGGGAUUUUUAACUAAUCGUUUCUUUUAACUCACCCCGGUUGCUUAAAAAAAAAAAAAGAAUCAACCUCUGACCGUUAUUCUCUUCUUUAGGUAAAUAAAA